AUGUCCGGCAUUCCGGAUGCGAUCGAAGUCGAGGCUUGUGAGGCCGGCAUGAUGAAACAUUCGGAGUCCAAAAGCCCAGGCGUGUCGCUGCCUGGAACCAUUGCCACCCUGUCGAAUGUGCUUGUAGGUGGUAGCAGCGUUCUGUUGCCGUAUGCAUUCCAGCUCUCGGGAUGGUGUUUUGCACCGCUGGUUCUUGCUGUCGGCUGUCUCAUGGGCUUCACAUUGUGGAUCAUGGGCUUCCUGCUUGAGUCGCUCGAUGAAAGUGCAGAGCAGAUGGGCAUCCCCCGGUCGCAGCGCGACUGGGGUUUUAUCGGCUACGCAGCUUUUGGGAAUGUUGGCCGCGUUGCUUUUGCCGGCUGCAUGUUUGUUGAUCUGAUAGGAUCUGCCCUGUUCUUGUUGAGCGUUGCCAUCGAGCAGCUUCCUUUCCUCCUACCUUUCAGACACGGGUUAAUCGCUGUACUUUGCUGUCUCGCGGCCUUCGGCUGCUGCCUUCUCCCAAAAAGGUUUUUCUCAGCAAUGGCCGUGUUGGGGAUUACGUCUCAGGUCAUUCUGGUCGUGGGCAUUCUUGUUACAGGUGCCGAGCUGUCCUUCACGACUGGAGCUGCAUCAGACCAAUUACUGUUCAAAGCAGCAGGCAUUCCACCCGCUGUUGGCAUUGCUCUUCUCUGCUUCCUCGCUCACAGCGAGGCACCUCUUAUUUACCAGAUGAUGGCAGACCGGACAAAGUGGACCAAGGCAGUGAUCUACAGCAUGAGCGUUGCCGAGGCUUUCCUCUUACUAUUCGGUGGAUUGGGAUACAUGUUCUUCGGCGGCAGUGUUGGGCAGUCCAUUGCCAUGAACAUUGGUCGCGACUUGGACCUUCAUCUGCUUCCGGGAAGACUGGUGAUCUGUUCGGAGAGAUGCUUCAGUGGAAAGGUCGGACAAUCAUGA
This is a messenger RNA of Symbiodinium sp. CCMP2456, 930 nucleotides long. Lineage: Eukaryota; Dinophyceae; Suessiales; Symbiodiniaceae. The record is from the annotation of a GenBank genome assembly.